Messenger RNA from Oreochromis aureus, 7361 nucleotides. Its product is annotated as membrane-associated guanylate kinase, WW and PDZ domain-containing protein 2-like. Gene Ontology annotation, cellular component: cytoplasm; dendrite. The record is from RefSeq and is a predicted model, not a curated record. NCBI's taxonomy places the organism in Eukaryota, Metazoa, Chordata, Actinopteri, Cichliformes, Cichlidae. Bases 325 to 4980 code for a protein of 1551 amino acids. The transcript is spliced from 22 exons. Gene Ontology annotation, molecular function: SMAD binding; type II activin receptor binding; signaling receptor complex adaptor activity. Gene Ontology annotation, biological process: signal transduction; receptor clustering.
UUUCCCCUCCUCUCCAUCCCUUUACGCCGAACCAGAACCAUUCAUCUCUCCCCUCCUUCAGGCUUCACAUCCGGGUCAUCCGCCAGGAUCUGUCUCUUGCGUCUGUGUGUCUGACAGAGUGAUAAUUAUUUCAAUCCGCUGCCGUGCUGUACUGCAGCUCUCUGCCCGACUGCGCGGCUCGCCGAGCGGACACUGCGCCAGCGUGCACCGGUGAUGAUGGAGCCACGAGCGCCGUGAAGCUGCAGCCGCUCGCACAAAAGCCAGAGAUGAGACGGUAGGAGGCUUUUGCAGGGGCUAGCCCGCGGUGAUUAACUCGCCCUAACGAUGUCGAAGAGUCUCAAGAAGAAAAACCACUGGACCAACAAAGUCCACGAAGCGGUGAUAACCCGGGGGAAAGAAGGCGAGCUGGGGUUCGAGCUGAAGGGGGGCGCGGAGAACGGCCAGUUCCCCUACUUCGGCGAGGUGAAGCAGGGGAAGGGGCUGAUCCAGAGCGGCAAACUGGCCCAGGAUGAACUGCUGCUGGAGGUCAACGACAUGCCAGUAGCCGGGCUCACUACCCGGGACGUGCUGGCCGUGAUCAAACACUGCAAAGACCCGGUCCGCUUCAAAUGUGUCAAGCAAGGGGGGGUGGUUGACAAGGAUUUGCGGCACUACCUCAACCUGCGCUUCUCCAAGGGCUCAGUGGACCACGACCACCAGCAAAUCAUCAGAGACAACCUCUACCUCCGCACUGUUCCCUGUACCACCAGGCAACCUAAGGAGGGGGAGGUGCCAGGGGUGGACUACAACUUUGUGAGUGUAGAGCGUUUUAUGGAAUUGGAGCAAAGUGGAGCCCUGCUAGAGAGUGGAACCUAUGAAGAUAACUUCUACGGCACACCGAAACCUCCAGCCGAGCCGUCCCCGGCAGCCCCUCCUCUGAAUGUGAGUGAGGCCCUGCUGCCCGGAGCCCGGCCAAGCGCCCAGGGCAAGAGAAAGAGGAACCAGUCAGUCAGCAACAUGGAGCAGCGCGCCAGUCUGGAGCCGCCUGAGGAGGAGGAAGAGGAGAGCCCAGUUGUCAAUGGCAACGGGGUGGCCAUCACACCAGAGUCCAGUGAACAUGAGGACAAGAGCACAGAUGCCUCUGGGGAGGUUGCAGUUGAAGCGUCAAUCCAGGCCCCAGCAUCUGCUGAGCCUCCAACCGAAGGAGAGGAGGCCCCAAAAUCUCCCUGCAAGUCCCCAACCAAAGUUCUAGAUGCAGAUGAGGAAGAGCUGGGUCCCCUGCCUGAUAACUGGGAGAUGGCCUACACUGAGAAGGGGGAAGUUUACUUCAUAGAUCACAACACCAAAACGACAUCAUGGCUCGAUCCUCGGCUCGCAAAGAAAGCAAAGCCGCCAGAGGAAUGCAGGGAAGACGAGCUGCCCUACGGCUGGGAGAAGAUAGAUGACCCCAUCUACGGCAGCUACUACGUAGAUCACAUCAAUAGAAGGACUCAGUUUGAGAACCCGGUCCUGGAAGCCAAGAGACGCCUGGAGCAGCAGAGGCAGAUGCAGAGCCAGGGACUCUCUGCUCUACCCCUGCCUACAAUUUACAGAGAGAAGCCAUUGUUUACGAGGGACCCAACCCAGCUGAAGGGCACCUUCCUAUCGACAGCCCUGCAGAAGAGCAACAUGGGAUUCGGCUUUACAAUUAUAGGAGGCGACGAGCCCGACGAGUUCCUGCAAGUGAAGAGCGUAAUACCAGAUGGACCUGCUGCUCAGGAUGGAAAAAUGGACACAGGUGAUGUCAUCGUCUACAUUAAUGACAUCUGCGUGCUCGGCACCACGCACGCUGAUGUGGUCAAACUUUUCCAGUCUGUACCGAUCGGUCAGAGCGUGACCCUUGUGCUCUGUCGAGGGUAUCCCUUGCCCUUCGACCCCGAGGACCCGAGCGGCGCAGCCAGCGCUUCCCUGACGCCCAUUGGACUGGAGCACCGCCCGCUGGUGGUGAAUGGCCGCGGCAGCUAUGACCCGUACCUGGAGUACCUGUCGUUGAGCUCCCAGCUUCCUGGUCAGGCUCUGGCCCAGGCUGGAGCUUCCCAUCCCGGAGACACACAUCUGGACGGCUCAUCCCUGCCGCCCACCACGCCCGGCUCGGCAUCGGCGCUCACACCUCACAAUGACAACGUGUCAAUGGCCUCUUCUGGGACUGGGGCUGUUGCCGGGGCAACAGCACAAGGGGCAGAGCUGCUAACAGUUACCAUGGUGAAAGGAGCAGAAGGAUUUGGGUUCACCAUCGCCGACAGUCCUACCGGUCAGCGAGUUAAACAGGUGCUAGAGCCGGGCUCACAGGGAGCAUCGGGGCUGGUAGAAGGAGACCUGAUCCUGGAGGUAAACCAGCAGUCAGUGGCUGCAGCUGGACAUGGACGAGUGGUGGAGAUGCUCAAAGAGUGUCCUGUGGGAGCAGAAGCAACACUCCUCAUACAGAGAGGAGGAACAGGCCACAUCUCUCCAUGGAAGGCCUCCAAACAGUUACCUGACCAAUGGGAUCCACACAGCAGCCCUCAAGCAAAUCUGUCUGGUCCAGUAUUGCCACCUGGUACGCCCUUCCCAAACCAGCCACAGCACCGCACUUCUGUGCCUGACUCCACCGAAGGCUUCGACCUUAACAAACCCGACCCGUAUGACCUUUAUGAGAAGUCAAGGGCCAUCUAUGAGAGCAGACGCCCGGAGUACGAAGAGGUGGAGGUGCACCUGCUGAGGGAGAAGACUGGAUUCGGCUUCCGCAUCCUGGGGGGAGACGAGGCCGUGCAGGCUGUGAGUCCGGACGCCCGUGACAAGAUUGUCAUUGGCGCUAUAAUAGAGAACACUCCCGCUGAGCGCGACGGGCGGCUUCGACCCGGGGAUGAGCUCAUUUCUGUGGAUAAAAAUGUGGUUGCUGGGAAACCGCACAAAUACGUAAUAGACUUGAUGCACGCAGCCGCUCGCAAUGGUCAAGUCAGCUUGACUGUGAGAAGGAGAGUGCAAAUGCCCGGUGAACCGUGUCCCGUGAACGGCCGCAGCCCCGGCUCAGUGUCCACGCAGCACAGCUCUCCACGUAGCGACGCAGCUUCGGCUUCGGGCCCUCCGGUGGUCGCUGCCACGGUUGCCACUUCGCCACCGGAGGGAUCUGCCCUGCAAACCAGCGAUGUGGUUAUUAACCGCAAGGAGAACGAGGGCUUCGGCUUUGUCAUCAUCAGCUCCCUGAACAGACCGGAAAAUGCCACCGUCAUCACUGUGCCCCAUAAAAUAGGACGCAUCAUCGAGGGCAGCCCGGCCGACAGAUGUGGGAAGCUGAAGGUGGGCGACCGGAUCCUGGCGGUGAACGGACAGUCCAUUAUCAGCAUGCCGCAUGCAGACAUUGUCAAGCUCAUUAAAGAUGCUGGACUAACAGUCACUCUGCACAUCAUACCAGAGGAGAGCUCCCAUUCUGGUCCUAGUUCAGAGAAGCAGAGCCCCAUGACCCAGAAACACAGCCCGCAGACCCAGCCCAGUCCUGUAGCCCAGACAAGCCAAGGAGGCACGCAGUCUGGCCAAAUGGCCGCUCAGCCAGGCCAAGCGGCCACUCAGCCAGGUCAAGCACCCGGCCAGACACCAGUCCAACCCGGCCAGACACCAGCUCAGACAAACCAAGCGGUGACUGGUCCUCCUGCACCAGCAGGAACCCAGCAGAGCCCAGUCACGCAGCCAUCUGGCCCCCAUCCACAGCUCUACCUCCACGAUGGCAGGUCAGAGGUAAAAGCAAGACAGGAUGUCAAACCUGACUUCCGCCAUCCUCCAUUCACUGACUACCGGCAACCGCCGGUAGAUUACCGUCAUCCACCAGUGACUGAUUAUCGCCAGCCACCAACACUGGACUACAGACACCCACCUGGUCUGCUGGAUUUUAGACAGCACCCUGCAGCUGCACAGUUCCCUCUAGGGAUCCCAGCUGACUUCAGACCACAGGUAGAGCUUGACCAAGAACUGUCUGCUUAUGUUGACCGUACAUCCUUCAUUUGUAUGCAGGACUAUGAUUACUUUACAGUGGAGCUCGAGAAAAGCGCUAAAGGUUUUGGCUUCAGUAUUCGAGGAGGCAGAGAGUACAAGAUGGACUUGUUUGUGUUGCGCCUUGCAGAGGAUGGUCCUGCUAUACGAAAUGGAAGAAUGAGGGUUGGAGAUCAGAUCAUAGAGAUUAACGGGGACAGCACCAGGGACAUGACUCACGCCCGCGCCAUUGAACUCAUCAAAGCGGGAGGCAGGCGGGUCAGGCUGCUGCUAAAGAGAGGCACAGGACAGGUGCCAGAAUAUGACUGUGCCGGCCCCUGGGAUUCCCUUUCUACAGCCCACUCUGCCCUGCAGGAAGUGACCCUGGAAGCUCACCUGAAUCCAUUGCUUUCAUCCCAUCCAUUGUCAGCCCCAGAUUCCCCUCAUCAGCUCCCUCUAGAGGCCACAGUGUGCAUGGCAGACAAAGCUCCAAAGCUGACAGACCACAGCUCCAUUAGAGGGGCUGCAGGUGGCAGGUCCACCGAGCAGAAAUGCAUCAUCAGGGGGCAGGGAACCCCUCAGGGGUCGGGAGAGAUGGACUGUGGACCGGGCGACAGACAGCUUCGUGCUUUGCCUUCCAAAGUUGUUGUGGGAAGGUGCAUUGACAGAAGAGAGAGGCAAAGGGAGACUUGCUCCCCCUGCUGUGAGAGAAAGGGUCUGCAUACACAGGCGUUAAGCACUAUCUGGCCCUGGGACCCAUUUGCUGGUGUGAAUUUGAACGGAGCCUCUCAGGGCAGUGGAGAUGGACAUAUCAGCCUCCAGGAGAGGCUGGUGUCCCGAGGUCUGUUCUCCAGGGAAGAUGAGCGGGCCGGUGGCCACAUUGGGCUGUACUGCCCCUCCAAAAACGUGGAAGAUCCUCCAGCAACGAGUGCUGCUGCCUCCCCGAGGCCCUGGAAUGUCCCUGGGUCUGACAAACUGCCUGGCACCCUGAGGUCCUGGACCUCCACAGUAAGCAGGUAGAAGGGAUCUUACUGGUUUGGGCCGAGUCACACUGUAUGGCUCCUCAUUCGGUUCACCACUGGACCUUUCAGAGAACCAGUAGAUCUCCCUUGCCGCCUCUGUCUGCCCUGUUUUCAUCGCCAUCGACUUCUGAGAUCAUGUUUUAUAUUUCAGUUGUUGUUACAAGAUGAUUAUUACACCCACCACCUUAAAGACAAAGAAACUUACACAGCUAUUGUAACAUAUGGUCUAAACCUUUGGGGACCCUUUUAUGCGACUUCUGAUUUUCUGAUCACAGAUGGAGCAAUGACGCCUGACUCUGAGUGGAGCUGUGCUUUCGAUACGUACCUUUAAAUGCUCGACUGUAUCUGGUUCAGACUGUUUAGUGCAGCGUGGGCUCACACGAGGAAGAGAAACAUAUGUAGAACCAGGAGAUUUCUGUUUUCUUGCCCUGUUUUCUCUGCGCAGUGGGAUGAACCAGACUACAAAUGUGUCAGAUGGAAGUAGUGACACUGAAACUCCUGGAACACACGGCACUGACCCCAACGACAGCCCAGUUAACCCGACAUAUGUUAAAUCGCACAUGCCUACCAAUAUAUCUCAUACUAUAAAUGUAAAGAUGUGAAAAAUAUGUACAUUUGGUAAACUCAGAAACAUACCUAUUAGUGUUUUUGAGGCAGUGUUGUAGUUAGAUACAUUGUUUAAAAAAACAAACAAACAAACAAAAAAAGAAGCAGGACAGUAUUUUAGGAUCACUGUUUCCACGGCCUCGUCUAUAAACUACAUAUCAAAGACUGUGCGAGUCACCACACCCAGACCGCCAAGGCAGGCGGCGUUUGUGUGCAUGGCUAUACACCACCAUGUCUUUAGACAGGGACUCGCGUCUUUUAAAGGCAGAAAAUCAAGAUGUGGAGCAGACCGGUCGGCACUCAUGAGACGAAAAGGAUUGUUUUUUCCCACGAAAUUGAACAAAAUUGAACUUUUGUGUAACUGAAGACAGUUGGCUUAGUAAGAACUCAUGAUACUCUUCUGAGUUAUGUACACAACUUGAUCACAGUCAACCAUGCAGUCAUUGUGCAGAAUUAUAAGCUGUGUUGUAUUCAUUUUAAUGAUCAAAAGGAAAAAUUUGUCCAGUCUCUAUUUCCCAUUUCUAUGCCUUUUACUGUGCUAAGUGUACCACAUCACUGUGGGAGAGGGGCAUCGGUGCGGGGAAGAGGAGGCCGAUGGUUAUGAGGUGGGGCAGAGUGCCUUACUCGAACUAAUGCAGAGCUGUUGCCGUUGUGAAGUAUUUUGGGAACUGAAUGCAAAACAGAUAUCAGCAACCAUGCACACACGUCAGCAAACCGCUGAGUUGUGAAAUCCGUCUUUCGUCGGACACCAAGCAGUAUAUAUCUUGAUGCACUCGGCUGCAUAGCUUAUCAGUGUCAAUGAUUGCCCUUUGUCCCCUUGUGUUUUAAAGGGGAUAACAUGUAGCCUGUAGCAUCACAUCCUCUUCUUAGAGUCGUCUGGGAGGGUAGAGCUGUGAACGUUUAUCGAGACAGGGCUGUAUCAAAGAGGACCACGGUUUCUGUGUUUCAGCUUAACGUUAAGUUUGUAUUGUUGCCCGCAAAUUUCACAUCUGUGAAACAUACAUGCAUUUAAAUAUGACGUCACUGUCCUCCUGCAUUUCUCCAUUUCGAUGUCAUCCAUUUUUCUCAGCGGGAUGUGUGCUCUUUAUUAAAGAUUUAUCACUAAAGCUUUUGAGUACUGGAGGACCAGAUUAAUUAAAAAAGAAAAAAAGAUUGCGACUGUUUGACUGAAUGCAACAUGAUGGUACAUCCAAGCUGUGCUUGUAAGCUGCUGGGAAAGCCAUGCGCCUGCAGACUGGGAUACUAGUAAGACCUUGUGCAAUGAGAGUCAUCGGGCCUGAUCCUGAUCCGCGGUGGAUUCUGACUGAGCUGUGUGUUCUGUGAUUAAAAUGGUUGUGAAAACACGCAGUAGGCUGUAGAAAUGUGUUUUUCCGUAUGUACAAAUGUCAAAGUUAGGAAAAGGUGAAAGAAUACGUCAUCCAGCCCUCUGUCUCCAUCCAGGCCACCCCCACCCCUUGCCUGCUGUGACCGAUUUUUGUAUGAAGAAACAAAAAAAUAUCUGCUUAUCAGAACCUGUGAAGGAUGGCACGCUCAUAAACCCCCACUGAGAUCAAGUAUAACUGUGUAGUGUUAAUUGUGUACUAUUCACCUUGUACAGCUGUAUUCCUACAAAUAUGGUUUACUGUAUCAUUGAUACUGUAGUUUCAAAGACGUGAACAACUAUUUUUAUGAAAUGCGACAGUACUGAUAUAUUACAUUUUGCUAAAAAACAAAACUUGUUUACUGAAAGAUAUUCUGAAAUACUGUCAAAUAAACUCUUGACAUGGUGUAAAA